AUGGUAGCUACGCCCAUCGUAGUCGAGGGCAAGAAUGAGGAGAAUAUGGACAUGGACUUGGGGACAGGCGGGACGAGAUCCCAACAAUCGGAUACGAGCAAGAACGAACUUCCGGACGGCCCACCACCGAUGCCAUCGUCAUGGUCAAUGGACCCUACUAUGGGUACACAGGGUGUACUCCCAUCGCAGUCCGAACAGCUCUCAACACUGGCCGUACCAACGCCUACCGAUGGCCAGGGAUCAACACUUCAAGCUUUCACCGCACCUUCGUUAUCGAUGAAUGCCACCUCGACCUUCUCUCUUAACUUUGUAGCAUCUACCAUCCGGCCAACCCUUACUGUGCAAGCAGAUGCUGUCGCGAUGAACGAGGCCAUGACCAUCCAACCUGCUUCAACUGCAGUCCCAGGCCUUCUAGCGGACUCUUUCGCACAGGAUGAAAUUGCAGCCCUUCCCGGUGUCAACCAAGACGACCCUUCAUUGGGAACAGUACCUGGAAGGAACCAAGUUCUCACCUUUGUCACCGUCACGCGAACAGCAGAAGCCAAAGAAGACAUACAGCCAUCCACUCAAACUAUCAUGGCGCCACAAGCUGUCACCACACGACAGUCCGUAUCCUCAGGGCUUCGGACAUUGUCCCUAGCUUCCGGAUCAGCCAUACCUUCCAGUCUGGCCACCGCCGUUAGUGUCGAGCCGCAGCACGGCUUGACACCCCUUGCAAGGACACUGUUCAUCCUUUUUGGAGUACUGGGCUUCGUCACGAUCCUCCUCGCCAUCGGUGUAACCCUGAUAAUGCGAUCGAACAGAAGGCGCGCACAAGCAGCCCGACAACAAGCCGCUGGAAGCCCCAUCAAAGACAUCGAAGAAUACGAUGGCUACGGAAACAUAACCCGCGUAUCCGCCAACAGCUCAAUCAAAAAUUUCCUAACCGAGCCCGAAAAGGCCAUCGUAAACCGCGCCGCUACGCCAGACGGAGAACCAGAUGCAAGCACAAGACCCUCCAACACCCUCACCGAAGCCAUCAACUCCUUCAUAACCAAAUCGCGUCGCCUGACGUACAAAAUAUCGCCCUGA
Molecule: messenger RNA, 1071 nt
Organism: Alternaria metachromatica
Lineage: Eukaryota; Fungi; Ascomycota; Dothideomycetes; Pleosporales; Pleosporaceae
Exons: 4
Coding region: 1-1071 (356 amino acids)
Source: RefSeq, a predicted model, not a curated record